This is a messenger RNA of Brassica oleracea var. oleracea, 998 nucleotides long. Its product is annotated as rac-like GTP-binding protein ARAC4. Bases 216 to 809 code for a protein of 197 amino acids. Gene Ontology annotation, molecular function: protein kinase binding; GTP binding; GTPase activity. Lineage: Eukaryota; Viridiplantae; Streptophyta; Magnoliopsida; Brassicales; Brassicaceae. Gene Ontology annotation, biological process: regulation of cell shape; establishment or maintenance of cell polarity; actin filament organization. The record is from RefSeq and is a predicted model, not a curated record. Gene Ontology annotation, cellular component: nucleus; cytoplasmic vesicle; plasma membrane. The transcript has 7 exons.
UAUUGAAGAAGAAUCAUCUCAAAGUCAUCAAUCAACCGCCACAUUAAGCAUCUUCCUUCCUUCCUUCUCUGCUAUUUUUUUUUUUUUUGGUGGCUUCUCAAAUUCACAAGCUUACGACUUCGAUUCUAGUUAGAGUGCGAUACAUAUAGGCUUUGGUUACUAGGAAUGAUUUGAGGAAUAAGCACGAAAAAGGGAAUUCUUACGAUCCGACGGAGAUGAGCGCGUCAAGGUUCAUAAAGUGUGUUACGGUCGGAGAUGGUGCUGUCGGAAAAACCUGCAUGCUCAUUUCUUACACCAGCAACACUUUCCCAACUGACUAUGUUCCAACCGUUUUCGACAACUUCAGUGCUAAUGUGGUUGUAGAUGGCAACACUGUCAAUCUUGGCUUGUGGGACACAGCCGGUCAAGAAGACUACAACAGGUUAAGACCUCUGAGUUACCGCGGCGCUGAUGUUUUCCUUCUUGCCUUCUCUCUCAUCAGCAAGGCUAGCUACGAGAAUAUCGCCAAGAAGUGGAUUCCGGAGCUUAGGCAUUAUGCUCCUGGUGUUCCCAUUAUCCUCGUUGGUACAAAACUUGAUCUUCGAGAUGACAAGCAAUUCUUCAUAGAUCAUCCAGGUGCAGUUCCUAUUACUACAAACCAGGGAGAGGAACUGAAGAAACUGAUUGGCUCUGCUGUCUACAUUGAAUGUAGUUCAAAGACUCAGCAGAAUGUGAAGGCAGUGUUUGAUGCAGCCAUAAAAGUGGUUCUUCAGCCACCAAAGCAGAAGAAGACUAAGAAAAAGAACCAGAACCGUUGUGCCUUCUUGUGAUUAUAAUAUAUGACAAUUCCGAUACUGAAGGGAGACAUUUCGAGUUAGCUUUUUGUAUAGUUGCUUAAAUCAAAGCUGUGUGUUGUUGUAUCUUUUGAGUUCAAAGUGUGUACUAACUACUCUUUGCUAUAUGGGAUCAUUCUGUAUUGACAUACGAGUCUAAUUAAUAUGGCAAUAUUUUUCUUUAUG